Megalops cyprinoides (Indo-Pacific tarpon) is the source of this 2789-nucleotide messenger RNA. RefSeq names its product spliceosome associated factor 1, recruiter of U4/U6.U5 tri-snRNP (gene sart1). The record is from RefSeq and is a predicted model, not a curated record. NCBI's taxonomy places the organism in Eukaryota, Metazoa, Chordata, Actinopteri, Elopiformes, Megalopidae. The transcript is spliced from 20 exons. Gene Ontology annotation, biological process: mRNA cis splicing, via spliceosome; maturation of 5S rRNA. Gene Ontology annotation, cellular component: U4/U6 x U5 tri-snRNP complex. Bases 329 to 2683 code for a protein of 784 amino acids.
AAGUGCGACAGCGCGUCAAGAGUGCGUAUAUUGAUAUUUGUUAGUGUCGUGGCUAGUUAUCUAGCUUUACACUUCUUUUACUUUGGCAAGGGAAUAAAUCUUACACAUUGCAGAACAUUGUUAGACACUUUACAGUCGGUGUUCACGAUCACACCUAUAGAUUGCGGGCUAACUUGCCUGCUGGCGACUCUGGUGGUAGCGUAUUAGGAAGCUACCUAGCUAACGUUAGCUAAAAAGCUAACGACCAAACAAACAAGAUUAUAGAUCGUUUAGCUUGUUAGAUAGCUAGCAGCGUAUACGAUUUUGCAACUAGCAACAGGGUAUACAAAUGGGUUCUUCGAAGAAACACAAAGAGAAGGGUAAGGAAAGGGAUUCCGAUGAACGGCACCGGGAGCACAAGAAGCACCGUCACAAGGACCGAGAAAGGGAAAAGGAACGUGAUGGGAACCGUGAGAGGGAAAAGAGAAAGCGGUCCCGGUCGAGGGAGAGAGGGAGCCGGGGAACGGAGAAGGAGAGCCGCUCAAGUAAAGGAGAAAGAAGUAACGGGGAACCUCGGAUCAAGAAGGAGAAAGUUGAUACCGGAUAUGAGGAGACGAACGCUCCUGCUCCAAAGUCUGCAAGUGGUGAUGCCUCGCUUAGUAUUGAAGAAACAAAUAAGCUUAGGGCCAAGCUUGGACUGAAGCCCCUGGACCUGAAUGAAAACAAAAAAGAGGUGGGCACAAAGGAGGAGCCCUUAGCGGCAGAGCCGAUCAACCCAGCUCAGAUCAAACAGCAGAAGGAGAUGAGGGAGAAACUGGCAGCCAUGAAAGAGAAGCGUCUCCUCAACCAGAAACUGGGGAAAGUAAAGACUUUGGCUGAGGAAGACCCCUGGCUGGAUGACACUGCCGCCUGGGUGGAGAGGAGUCGCAAGCUGGCUAAGGAGAAGGAGAUGGCAGAGAAGAGAGCUAAGCUUCUGGAAGAGAUGGACGAGGAGUUCGGUGUGAGCAGUCUUGUGGAGCAGGAGUUUGGACAGGACAAGAAGGAAACCUACAGUUCCCGGGACCUGAAGGGGCUGACAGUACAGCACAAAAUGGAGUCCUUCCGAGAGGGGGAGACGGUUAUUCUCACACUGCAAGACAAGGGUGUGCUGGAGGAGGAGGAGGAUGUCCUGGUAAAUGUGGGUCUGGUGGACAGAGAGAAGGCUGAGAAGAAUGUGGAGCUGAAGAAGAAGAAGCCAGACUACAAGCCCUACGAGGAGGAGGAGAGCGUGGACGAUAUGGUGAUGUUUAAACCGCGGUCCGUGCUGUCCAAGUACGACGAGGAGAUCGAGGGGGAGAAGAAGAAGGGCUUCCGGCUGAACGCAGGGGGCUGUGCUGAGGGAGAGCGAGAGCGAGAGCUGCAGGCCAUCAGGGAGACCCUGCACAGCCAGGCCCAGAGCCUGGAGCUGCCCGCCCUCACCCUGGCCUCCGAGUACUACACCCCACAGGAGAUGGUGGGCUUCAAGAAGACAAAGCGGCGCGUGAAGAAGAUUAGGAAGAAGGAGAAGCCGUUGAAGACAGAGGAGCUGUUGAUGGACGACACACGUAACACAGACUUCGGCUCCAGGACGCGGGGCCGAGGGCGUCAGGAGACGAAUGAGGAAGCGGGCGAGUCGGCAGAAGCAGCGGAGGAGGGGGAGCCUGGGCCGGAGGACGUCAUUCAGAAGUCAGACGACAACAGGCUGGAGGACAUGGACAUCAGCGAGGAUGAGGAUUUCCCCCCUCCUGAGCCAGCAGUCCUGGAGGAGGACGAGGCCGAGCUGGAGCUACAGAAACAGUUGGAGAAGCAGAGGAGGCUGAAACAGAAACAGCUUCUCAAAGACUCCGGGGAGAAGGUGGCAGAGCAGGUUGGAGGGCUAGGCGGAUCCGGAGCGGGGAGGGACGACGACGACGAUCCUGACAAGAGGAACAACAUUGUGUUCAACGCCACCUCCGAGUUCUGCCGCACCCUGGGGGACAUCCCCACGUAUGGGCUGUCGGGAAACCGAGAGGACCAGGAGGAAAUUAUGGACUUCGAGCAGGAGGAGGAGAGAGAUGGGGCCGGAGGCUCCGAUUCAGAGGUCGAUGAGAAUGUUGGCUGGAGCAUGGUCAACCUGGAUGAGGAACAGAAGCAGCCUGAUUUCUCCACAGCCUCCACUACCAUUCUGGAUGAAGAGCCCAUCGUUAACUCCGGACUGGCUGCUGCUCUUCAGCUCUGCAAGAACAAAGGUCUUUUGGACACUCAAAUGCAAAAAGUUGCACGGGUUCGAGCCCCCAAAGGUGCCCUGCCGAAUGACAAUUACUGCAUUGAGGACAAGAUGACAAUAGAUGAUAAAUACAGCCGGAGGGAGGAGUACCGAGGCUUCACACAGGAGUUUAAGGAGAAGGAGAGCUAUAAGCCUGACGUCAAGAUUGAAUACGUAGACGAAUCAGGCCGCAAGCUCACGCCGAAAGAGGCUUUCCGACAGCUGUCCCAUCGUUUCCACGGGAAGGGUUCUGGCAAGAUGAAGACGGAGAAAAGGAUGAAAAAACUUGAGGAGGAGGCGCUGCUGAAGAAGAUGAGCAGCAGUGACACUCCACUCGGAACAGUGGCCCUCCUGCAGGAAAAACAGAAGUCACAGAAGACACCAUACAUUGUCCUGAGCGGGAGUGGGAAGAGUAUGAAUGCAAACACCAUUACCAAAUAGACACGGCUGAGUGGUGGGACCGGACCAGAUGUACACACGUACUCUCACACACACACAUACACACAUACACACAUACACACACACACACACACACACACACACACAC